This is a messenger RNA of Hibiscus syriacus, 573 nucleotides long. Its product is annotated as DNA damage-repair/toleration protein DRT102-like. Gene Ontology annotation, molecular function: isomerase activity. The record is from RefSeq and is a predicted model, not a curated record. The coding region runs from base 1 to 573 and encodes 190 amino acids. Gene Ontology annotation, biological process: carbohydrate metabolic process. Lineage: Eukaryota; Viridiplantae; Streptophyta; Magnoliopsida; Malvales; Malvaceae. The transcript has a single exon.
AUGCCCCUCAAGGUCAUCGCCGAAGCUGAUUCCAUCAGCGCCGAGCUAAAAGACGCCAUGGUAGCGCACCUCCGCUCCCUCAACAUAGAAGUCGAAGACCUCGGAAUCAACUCCUACUACAACAUCGGCGCUGAAGCCGGCCCACGAGUCUCUUCCGCCACCACCUCCCCCUCCGUGGAAACCCGUAGCCUCCUCGCACGCGGAACCGGUGUCGGAGUCGCGAUCUUCGCCAACAAAUUCCCCGGCGUAUUCGCCACAACUUGUCUCACGAGGGACGAGGCUCGCAACAAUCGCUCCAUAAAUAACUGCAACGUUUUGGCACUCUCCGGCAUGACGACGCCGAUCGACACAGCAAGGGAAAUCGUGGAUACUUGGCUCAACACUCCUUUCAAAUCGCCGUGUCCGGCGUCAAAAUCUCAGCCUUGGCAGGAGGACAGAGAGAAAUUUCUGGAUGAAUCGAUGAAUGAAAUGCCUCAAAUCGGUGCUUACGAAAAAUCUAGCCUUGGCCCGAGCACAUAUCCUUUUAAUAUUACAUUGAUAUACUUUAAGAGACAUAUUAAUUAUAUCUUUUAA